This is a messenger RNA of Colletotrichum graminicola M1.001, 732 nucleotides long. Its product is annotated as acetyltransferase. Gene Ontology annotation, molecular function: acyltransferase activity, transferring groups other than amino-acyl groups. The transcript has a single exon. The record is from RefSeq and is a predicted model, not a curated record. Lineage: Eukaryota; Fungi; Ascomycota; Sordariomycetes; Glomerellales; Glomerellaceae. The coding region runs from base 1 to 732 and encodes 243 amino acids.
AUGGCCAAGCCAGCAGCAGCAGCGGCGGGGUUUUACAUUCGCCCGGGCACCUCGACCGACUUGCCGGCCGUACUCGACGUCUACAUGGCCUCCUUCGGCAACGACUGGACGAUCCAGAGGAUGCACCCGCGCCGCCGCGAGUUCCCGGACGACUGGCGCGCCUGGGCCCACCGCUUCUUCUACGCCCGCUACUGGGGCCCGGAGCAGCAGCUCUUUCACGUGCUGGCCGUCCCGGACCCGUCGUCCGCCUCCGGCGAGCGGGUCGUCGCUUUCAUGUGGUGGCGCCGCCCCUACCCCACACCCGAAGAGAAAUCGGCCGCGGAGGGCCCGCUCACCGUCCGCGGCUGGCUCAAGCCGGUCCUCCUCGGCCUCAACUCCCUGUUGGGAUACCUGUGGCCGCCGAGGUGCGCCGAUCCGGCGAUGGCGGACUUUUUCGAGGACACGCACAUCGCUUCGGACCCCAUCAAGAACGACCCGGAGCACCCGAGGCGCAAGAACGCGUGGUACCUUUCGACGCUAGCGGUCCACCCGGAGUUCCAGGGCAAGGGAUACGGGUCGCUGCUUGUGAGGGGGGGUCUGCAGCAGGUCGACAAGGAGGGCGUGCCGGCGUGGCUCAUUGGCCUCGGGGGCGUCGAGCCGUUCUACGAGAGGCUCGGUUUCGUCGUCAAGGGGCGGGCGAACGUCGGCAGGCUGGCGGACUGGGACGGCGGCGCCAUCAUGUACAGAGAGUAA